CAGCCGGCCCGAGCGAUGUCAGCAUGGCAGCCUCCAGUGCUCGCUGUAUCGCACGCUGGCUGUCAAGCGGUUUACCUGGACUUCGCAGCACCUGUGCGCUUUUACAGUCCUUUAGACACGCAGAUAUUGCGGCUCUGAGGAUAUGUUGGAUUCGCAGUUAUGUGAAGGGGGGUAAUUUAGGCUGCUGGAGGCACAGAAGAGGUGUGACAUUGAACAGGGUACCAGAUUUGCUAAACAUGUCCUCUGAGUACCAAAGGAAGUGGAGACGACGAAGGGCAAGGGUUGAUGCCUUAGUGGAACAUGAUAGCAGCUCUAAAUCAGAGGGGUCAGUGGAGCCAGUCAUGGAGGGUGAGGGCAAUCCCCUCACAGUGGGAUCAACACAUGAUGAAUUUCAUCCUGUGGGCGGCUGUAGUUCUUCCAUUGGCACAGCAGCGGGCUACAUUAGCGGUGAUACUGAAGAAGAAAACAAUUAUGAAACCGAUUCUUCUGAAACAGAGUCUGAGCGGUUGGAUGAGACUUCACAGCCAACUGCUGAAACACCAUCUCUCCACAAGGACUUGGCUAGUUGGGCUACUGCUACAAACCAGACCCACAAAACACUAAAUGAGCUUCUUCAUGUGCUCAGACGUCAUGGCUAUACAAUUCCCAAAGAUGCUAGAAGCCUUCUUGGUACUCCAGGAGUCCCAGUUCAAAAUAAAUGCAAUGGACAGUAUAUUUACUAUGGUAUUGAGCGUUACCUUAUUGAACAUUUCUCAAAAGAAACACUGCCAGGGCAAGCUGAACUGUGCUUUAAUGUAGACGGCGUGCCAUUGUUUAAAUCUAGAAAAAUGUGCUUCUGGCCCAUUCUUGGUCAAAUUAAGAACUGUCAGCCAUUUAUUGUAGCACUGUAUUAUGGGUCCAGCAAGCCUGACUCUGUUGAGGAGUUCUUACGAGAUUUCUUGGAGGAGUUGCAGCAACUCAUUCAAAAUGGCGUUUCAUUCCAUAAUUUGGUUCACACAGUUACAGUGAAGGCCAUCAUCUGUGAUGCACAAGCCAGGUCAUUUCUCAAAUGUAUUAAAAGUCACAGUAGUCUGCAUGGAUGUGAGCGAUGUGUUGCAGUAGCACAAACGAUCGAGGGGAGGGUAGUUUACUUGACAAAGGGUCCUGCUGAAGAAAGAAGAGAUGAGAUAUUUAACCGUGCUGGAUACUCUGACCAUCAAAAAAAAAUAUCUCCUCUUGCUAGAGCUGGUAUUUUGUGUUAAACAGUUCCCCCUUGACUACAUGCACCUGGUAUGUUAUGGAGCCAUGAAAAGGCUGCUGACCUACUUGUGGCGUGGGCCAGAUAUCUGCCGACUGAGUAAGGCUCAGAGACAGCAAGUAGAAAAGAACAUAAGUCAGUUGAAGGGAGCUUUGCCUGCAGAGUUUUCAAGGCAGCCAAGAAGUAUGAAAGAAUUAAACAGGUGGACAGCUACUGAGCUUCGUCAGUUCAUGCUCUACACAGGACCAUUAAUCUUAAAGGAUGUGCUUCCUGAUGACCAGUACCAUCACUUUCUUUGUCUGAGUGUCGGUAUGAGCAUUCUUUUGGAUGAAGCGGAUGGAAAGAGAGAGUCUUAUCUAGGAUUUGCACAGAACAUUCUGGAGCACUUUGUGGAUAACUCUGUGGAUUUUUAUGGGCCCACCUUUCCAACAUACAACAUUCAUUCUAUCAAACACUUGUCAGAUGAUGCUGCAAACUUCCGCAGCUCUUUAAACCAUAUAUCAUGUUUUCCAUUUGAGAAGCACUUACAGGCCAUCAAAAAAAUGGCGAGAAGUGGCAAACAACCACUGAUGCAAGUCACAAAAAGACUUGCUGAAAGACAAUGUACUGAAACACAUGCCAGUCAAUCCCAAAUGACAACCAAGAUAACAGCAAAGAUGCCCGACAACUGUGUGUUCCUGAUGGACAAUGCGGUGGGAUUUAUUAGAGAGGAAAGGAAUAAUGGAACACUAAGCAUAGAUGUCUUCAGGGAAACUGACUGUGACAGUGUCUUUGAAAAGCCAUGCAACUCAAAGCUCUUCAACAUCAUGUUUGUUGGCAGUGACUUGACAGUGGCAAAGCGAAUGCUGACAAACAGAGGAAGUGUCUACAGAAAAGCUGUGUGUCUCCCGUACAAACAGGGUUACGCUAUAUUCCCUCAGCUGCACAAACCAGAAUGACUAGGUUUGGUAAUAAUUAUUAUUAAUAAUUAAAUUGUUUAUAAUAAUUUUCCCACUGGUGCUUCAGUUUGAAAAGGAGUGGGAUUGGAAAGGCACAUAACACAUAUUGAACAACAACAUUAAAUCCGCCUGGGGUUUUUAAUCUUGUGGUUGACAGUGGUCAGCAUGCUAUGACAUGGGUAUAAUUCAUACAAACACAAAAAUUCAUAUAACAAUUAUUAUACUUUUGCGUAUAUACAAUUACUAGCAUGCACGAUGCAAAAUAAUGUCAAAUUGCUUUCCCGCUUUUGGAAUAAAUGGACAGAAUGUAGUGUGCUGAAAGUUAAACUCUGUCCUCUUGUUUUAUUUUUUAGGUAAUGGACAAUCGGGGAAAGGCAAAAAGGACUAGAAAGAGUAAAGUCUACCAUGUCUUUGUAAAUGGUACAUUAUUAUGUCGUGUUUAAAAGCAGUUUAUUUCAUGUUUACACGAGAGAUGAGUGGUUGUGAAAGUGUAUGUUUUAUCAUUGCAUGCAAUUGCCACAUGUGACAAUCGACAACCGGGAACUAAAGUGUCACAUUGUCACUACUGCAAUGGAACAGGCAUGGUGAGGAUGCCAUAGCAAUGGUAUUAGCAACCAUACUUAUUGUCUUUACAUUUUUUUUUUUUUUUGCAUAAUUUACACUUUUAUGUAGGAGUGUAUAAACACCAGUCGGUUUAUGAUGCGCUCCAUGUGUAGGCGGUGUGGUGGAAGAGGUAAAUUGCUACUUGGAAACUGACAAACAGGCAGAGAAUGCUGCUCUUAAGUUAUGCAGAGGAUGAGAUGGAUGUGGAAGGAACUGUUAUUGGAGUAACCAGACCAGCCAAAGGCAGAAAAUCUUGUAUUUCUAUUCUACUUUAAGCCCAAAGACAAGAAGUAUGAAAGGAGUACAAGAAAGAAGCGCACACCCAGCAGAGGACAUCUCCAGUAACUCCACACCAUCUCCAGUCUGCUCAGAUUUAUUGCUGAGGCACAUCAGAAUCAAACUAAUUGCGAUCCUGUAAAAUUAUGGAUUUCAGAAUCUCCACCAAUUCUCAGCCUGAGGAUGACAUCUUAACCUUUCUGUGAUGUUUGGUGUAUGCUGAUGUUUUAAUGGGGAAUGUCUGAAUAAAUGAUCACAAGAAACCUGUUUUGUUAUACUCUGUUACUUUUGUAUAAUUUUGUAACAUUUCUGUUUGUUAGCAUUAAAACUAUGAAAGGCUAUGUUUUAAUGUUAACAUAGUUUAGAAUAAUAAGCAUUGCUAGUAACCUUUCAGCUGUGACUACAUGAUAAAUAAAAUGUUUAUCUGUA
This is a messenger RNA of Cyprinus carpio (common carp), 3483 nucleotides long. RefSeq lists its product as uncharacterized. The record is from RefSeq and is a predicted model, not a curated record. Lineage: Eukaryota; Metazoa; Chordata; Actinopteri; Cypriniformes; Cyprinidae.